This is a messenger RNA of Anopheles maculipalpis, 1416 nucleotides long. It is a transcript of the gene Cluap1, whose product is annotated as clusterin-associated protein 1. The record is from RefSeq and is a predicted model, not a curated record. NCBI's taxonomy places the organism in Eukaryota, Metazoa, Arthropoda, Insecta, Diptera, Culicidae. Gene Ontology annotation, cellular component: centrosome; intraciliary transport particle B; cilium. Bases 1 to 1404 code for a protein of 467 amino acids. The transcript has 3 exons. Gene Ontology annotation, biological process: cilium assembly.
AUGGGGAACGGGUGCGUACAUGCUUUGACAGCAGGGUACGUCAACGGAAUCUUGACAGCUCAGUUGGUGUUCCGAGCUGUAUCAAGAAUUCGAAUAAAUACUAAAUUCUGCUCCGAUUACUUUUCUUUUCUAGACCUUGCUGAGCAAUUAAAGUUGCUUGGCUAUCCAAAUAACAUACCCAUCUCGGUGCUGAACACACCGUACGGUGGCCCGGAAAGCUUCAAAGCCUACUCGGACAUUCUGCAAUGGCUCAUCAACCGGUUGGAGCCGAAUUUGGUGCUGAGUGGCGGUACCCGUACCGAACAGGAACGGAUCCAGUUCGUUCGGUCGGCGACCGAGUUUUUGGUAACGAAAUCUAGCAUCAAAAUCAAUCCCCGCAAGCUGUACGCUAGCUCGGUGGCGGCCUCGAAAGAACUGCUCAAAGUUACGACACUACUAAUCUCCUCGCCCAAAGUAACGGGGCACGAGGAAGAGCUGAUCAAAUCGCACGUCGAAAUUGAUCUGUCGGAUAAAAUUGACGAUUUGAAGAAGGUGCGUGGCCUGUCGUCCGAGCUUACCAACCGCGGGGCGGCACUGUAUGAUCUGCUGAAGAAGGAACUGAUUAAUCGCGAAAUACGCAACGUCCAAUCGACCCGCUCGCUGGAACUGGUGACAACGGAGAAAAUUAUCAAAAACGCUAUUGCCUCGCUUCAGUCGAAGCUUUCCAACUCGAAGACGGUUCUGGAAGGGUUGAAGGCGGACAAUGCUAACUUGGCGUCGAAAAUUGCCCGCAAAGCAUCCGAGCUCGAACGUUCCCGGCAGCGGUUGCAAGCACUGCAAAAGGUGCGACCCGCUUACCUGGAGGAGUUUGAAAAGUUGGAACUUGAGCUGAAGGGCUUGUACGAGCAGUACAUCGUACGGAUCAGGUGUGUGGAUGCGCUGCGCUCGCAGUUGAUCAGCAAAAAUCGUACACCAACACCGACCUCACCGGUCGCCAGAAUUACCGACAGCAGCAUGACGAUACUGCCGGAAGGGCUAAUCGAGUCGGAGGACGAAAACGACGAGGAUGAUGAUUUUGAUGAGCGAGAUGAUGUGAAGCUCAAGACGGACCGGCGUAUCCUGCGCAGCGAGCUGCUAAAUCGUGAUCGUGGCUCUACCAGAUUUCGAUCGCGCAUCGAUGGAGCAUCGCCGAGCGGUAAGGAACGGUCGAAGAUGAUUGGAAGCAUCGAGGAUGAGCUGGGACCGUUGGACAGCUCGAUGAGCUCGGAAGAGUCGGAAAGUGAGCUCGAAAUGGGAGGCAAUCGAUUGAUCGAUGGCAGUCUACGUACCGAUGACGAUGAAGAUGAAAGUCUCGCAAAAAUGCCACGAGAAAGUUCCACCAUCAAUCGAGGAGCGAAAGUGGACCUUAGCGAUGAGGACUUCUAAAGAUCUCUGGGA